AUGGGCAAGAGGCUGUCUGACCUCGAGGCUGAGGUCAGCGAGCUACGUGAGGCAGUUGACAAGCUCUCGUUGACUGUCACUCGACUGAGACGAGAGGUGGCUGAGCAGCGAGGUAGGCGCAGCUCAGAAAGCGAUCGGGGAGAAGAGGACCGCCUGUCUGACGAGUCCUAUUCGGUCGUGGGCGCUAGGCAAGCACACCUGAGCGGAUCCCCUGGUGGCCUUCGUGGUUAUCCUAGUUCCCCACCAGAUUGCUCGCAGCAAAAGUCAGGUGGGCCUUCGACCUCAGCUCUGCCGGCGGCUCGGGACCUCAGCUGGGCACAACGCGAAGAGAUCGCGGCUGGCAUUGGCAGGUUCUUCACCCGCUGCCUGACUGGCAGCCACCGUGGUUCCAGCGGGAGGGACAAGAUUCCUCUUGCCUGUCGGCUUUGGGUGGUUGUUCGAGAUUAUCACGGUCAGGUUCAUUCCCCUGUUCGAGGCAGCGCUCCGCCUCCCUUCUUGUUGACAGACGGGAGGCUUGUGGCAAGUGAAGAAGUUGUGGUUCAGCUCUACUUUGACGACCUUGAGGAAGGCGACGUGGCCUUCCCCUUGCUGUUGAUUGCUGAGUUUGAAAACAAACCUCUUGUGGCGGUUCCCUUCCCUGCAUGGCAUCGAAGUGUGAGCCGCAGACAGAUGCAGGCUGGUGCGCUCUCGAAGCCCGCUGUGUUGGAAGUACUGGCCGCCAACGCUUCGGACAAAGUGAUUUUGAGCCCGGAACACUACAUCAAAUGCUGGGUCGGCUAUCUUCAGCCGGAUCUCUUAGUACGCCUGCAGCCGCUGACGGAUUACGAGGACUGCAGCUUCACUUUUGGUGUAGUAGAGGGCGGUUAUGUCAUCCCGGCGAUAGAGAGCUUGGUGUCUGCGGCCAACGACCAUUUUGCGUUCUUCUCUGCUGGCGAUGGAGUGAGCGACCCCGGCGAAGCACUCGAGCCGGAGCUGAUUCAGGGCGACGAAGGAUCUGGGUCGGCAAGCUUGGGAGCGCGUGUCGAUGCGAUCGAAGCCACGUUGGAGACCCUCUCCGAGGGAAUGCACCAAUUGCUCACGAAAGUUCCGGGCGGCGAGCAAACCACUGCACCUCGUCAGCCUGCCCUUCGCAAGACGGCGGUCGUCAGGGAUGUCAAGUCCAAAGACGCUCAACCGAAAGUUCAUUUCCCUCACCUGGAUGCAGGGGUAGUGGAGGCUGCUCUCCAAGCUGGCAUACCCACUCGCAGUUUGGCCAUGAUGGAGAAACUGGUGACUCAGAAUGUCAAGGCGAAGAGAGUUGUAGACGAGCGACCGAGUGUUGUUUUGGGCGACCCCCUGUCGGAAGAGGAGGAGGACGCAGGCGCUCAGCGUCUGGCUGCAGAAGAAGAGUCUGGUGGAGUUCCGGCGGACCCCAUGGCCGCCACGCUUUCCAAGCUGACGAGCAUUGUUUCCUUUUUAGCAGAGGACAAGAAGAGGGCGAAAGGAGCUUCGAAACUAGACUUGGCGCUGGACAGCGCACAGGGUUCAUCUGCAUCCGACGGGUUCAGCCUUGGGGCGGGCAAGAAGACGGCGGCAGCACGCAGAGCACUGCGGACAGCCUUGACCGAUCAUCCGGAGGAGAUUCAUGGCUGCAUCGAGCGACUGAUGUACGAAGACCUGUCCUCGCAGACGUUGGGGCCUGGUCAGCCACCUUGGGGUCUCAAUGCCCGAGUGGGGCGCAUUGCAGCUAUAGACAAGGGUUCAUGGACGCUUGCAGCCGAGCUCAGUUUGGAGCAGAUUCCUCCCAUGUCGGUGCUUGCAACACACCAAGGUCCAAACGUGCAGGACGGGGAGAGCCCGUUCAGUCGCCUGCUAGAUUCCCGCUGGGCAGAGGUGACCUUAGGCCAUCUUCGAGAUCAAGAGGAGUUUUUGACAAGGAGGAAGAACAUCGGGAAGAACCUCGGCAAGACGGGCAAGGAAGAAUUGCUGCUGAAGACCAAGAGUGGCUUUCAAGGUUUUUUGUCAUCCAUCGUACAGAGCCCUGCUAGAGACGAUCUAGCGACAUCAAUGCCGGGUGCCUCUACAUGGCCACUUCCGCUCCCUUACCCUGAGGUAUUCAGACAAUUCGUGACGGCAGCAGACAUGGGCCGAGCAGCUGGCAAAGUUGAAGAUUUCCAAGAUAGCCUGGAUGCGUUGGCCAGAGCAGCUGUUGCCUUGCAUGGUGAGUUUGGAGGCUACUCUUUCAUGAAGCCUAGCAGAGAUGGAUGCUCAGCAGAGUCACAACUUUUGCGUGCAGGCCGAGUGGUGGGAAGAGCUGACAGAAACCCGGUAGUCACGGCGAAGCCCUUGAUUGCCAAAAGGUUGAACUUCCCGCCCGCACCUGCAUUUGAUCCGGUUCCUUUUUUCGACCCUUCUACAACAGAACGAUAUGUGCGUCCAAUCUCACGAGGGUAUCACCCAGAUGAAGUUUCAGAGCUUCCGCCGUUGGUGCAAGUACGGGCCAACAGUUCAGAGAAGGUGGCUUUGUAUAGGAAGCUGGCUGACUCUGGCCGGCUCCGGCCAAUUGACAGCAGCAGUUUUCAUCAUGGCUACUGCUCUGGCCUCUUUGCAGUGGUGAAAGAUCAGCACAGAGACCGCAUGAUACUGGAUGGCCGACCUGCAAAUCUCCUUACUAAGGGACGGUGUAAAACCAUGGCUUCGGGACUCGCCUUGAGUCACUUGCUGCUGGAAGAUGACAAGAUUCUGGUUUGCAGUGGGCUGGACCUGAAAGAUUUUUUCUACCAGUUCACGGUCAUUCGCGAGCUCCCCCUAGAUGAAUGUGAACUGGAGUCUGAUCGACGGGUGGCAAAUGCUGAAGCGGCUUAUAGGAGAAUGUUUUGCUGCUUGGAUGUCAUCUUUGAGCCGUUGUGCGUAGAGGACCAAAAAGCUGUAGUGAGACUCUCCCCUGACAUCAUUGCAGAGCUCACUGUGCUGGUGGUGCUUGGACCCUUAGCUGCUGUGAAUUUGCGGGCCACUUACUUGAACCAGGUGAUAGCCACUGACGCGUCCGGCGAUUGCAUGGCGGUGGCCGCACCUUGCCCUGCAGCUGUGGUCAAAGAAGUGUCUCGGCAUGCGCUGAAGAAAGGCAUUUGGACGAAAUUACUCCCCAGCUCUAGAGCUCGCGACCGAGUGCACGGCAUCCUGGAGGUUGAAGAUGAGGUGCCGGGUGAGCGCAUCAGAGGGCACCCCUUGUGGAACUUGAUGGCUCGUGCACUGGACUAUGAGGUGCUCUGGAGAGAGUUUGUGUCUCGGCCCACCCACAUCAACAUACUAGGGCUUCGAGCCUAUCUUCGAGAAGAGAAGAGGUUGGCGUCCAGACGCCAAUCGGUUCGAGUCCUCUCAGGGCUUGACUCUCAAGUGGCGCUAGGGGCUCUGGUGAAGGGUCGAUCGUCCAGCCGAGCACUGAAUAAUGAGAUGCGUCGUUUUUUGGGGCCUGCUUUGGGCGCAGACAUCUAUAGCUUGCACAUGUACUAUGACACGGCAUACAAUCCUGCUGAUGAUCCCACUCGAGAUAGACAAGUUCGGACCGCCGCAACUACCAAACCUCCUUGGUGGCGAGCAGUGGAGCAAGGGAGCGACUUUGAGUUGGGGCAAUGGCUGCGACGGCAUGGAACAACCGAUGAUUUUUCUGGCGUUAAUCUUGGAGAGCUUUGCAGCCAUGAUGCCAUCGAUUUGCGCCCCCAGAGACUUGUCAGAAAUGACCCUUUGCACCAGGAGGUCUUCAAGAAAAGCCAAUUUGUUGUGACAGAAGGUGAGCCUGAUUUCAUGAAAGCUGGAGCACUGGAUCUUUUUUCUGGAAGGGGCGGUGUAGCCCGACAGAUGGUGAAGCUGGACGUGCCUUGGAAUGAAUCCAGACACUUCAUGGUGGUGGAGACAGCGGCGGUGGAGAAGGCACAGGGAUUCUCGGAGCUUGACUUUGUUCCGCCUGUGCUUCUGUCGGUUCGGCUGUCGAUGGAAGAAACCAACGCGCAUAGCGACAAACACUGCCUUAGCUGGAGUGCGCAUGUGGUGUCAAUGUGCGCAACGUCAUUUGCAACUGCGAGGCACCUGCAGCGCGAGGAAGCUUCCAUGGACACAGAUAGCCGAGCCCUAUCCUAG
Durusdinium trenchii is the source of this 4116-nucleotide messenger RNA. NCBI's taxonomy places the organism in Eukaryota, Dinophyceae, Suessiales, Symbiodiniaceae. The record is from the annotation of a GenBank genome assembly.